CAGCUCCGGGCCGCUUGCUCCAGCAGAGAGCAGCGAGAAAGAGUUGUUUUUUCCGUGGUUUUCGGUUCGUUUUUCCGGGAAAACCGCCGCGAAGGAGGCGGCCCAGCGACCUAGACGGGGGCCUGGGCGGGCCGGGAAAGGUCCUCCGGUGAGAGGAGAUUCGAUCCUUCCUCGGGUGAAUUGAGAGAUUCGAUCCUUCCUCGAGUGAAGGGAUUUCCAAUCGGGUGAGGAGAUUCGAUCCUUCCUUGAGUGAAGAGAUUUCCCUCCUCAGGUGAAUUAAGGGAUUCGAUCCUUCCUCAGGUGAAUUGAGAUAUUCGAUCCUUCCUCGAGUGAAGAGAUUCGAUCGCUCCUUGAGUGAAGAGAUUCGAUCCUUCCUUGGGUGAAAGAGAUAGAAAUUUGAUCAUUUCUCAGUUGAACACGGAGAGGUUUUCUCAUCUGCCACAGGUUGCCAUUUUUUUUUUUUUUGUGUAGUUUGCUCGUCGUCGCAGGACUGACAGUUAAAUAAUAUGGCUCAUCAACCGCUCAUCAAUCGACGAAACGAAACCGCCUCAAACGAGCCUCUAACUUCUUUAAGACACUAACCAGAGACAAUCCGAGAAACGAAGAAGAUGUUCCCUUCGAAUUUCAUGAACGUUAUGAAAAAGAUUGGAGUAACGACCGAGCCCGGAGCUGGAAACAAUGCCAACGAAUCGCCCGAUGGAGGAACCACUUUUGGCAAAUUAAAACAAACCAUCUCAUCGUCACUGCUCACCGCACAAGACAAAGUCCAAAAGAAACGUCCAAAAGAUGGCGCCGCGACCUUCGCUGGUGCCGGUGGAGGUGGCGGAACCGCCGCCGGGGGCGGGGGCGGGGGCCCUUUCGAAGAGAAGGCGGCGGAGGCGGCGCCGAAAUCGGAGCCGGGAAAGCCGCCGAGCAGGGCGGGCGCCUGUCGGGUGUGCCUGAAGGCUUUCAAGCAGGACGAUUUCAGCAGGACAUGCGCCGAAUGUCAUCAAAGGGUGUGCGAGGAUUGCGCCAGUUAUAGCAAAUUGAAGGAGGACGAGGAUCCUGCCGAUUGGACUUGUAGCGUUUGCAGGAGGUAA
This is a messenger RNA of Phyllotreta striolata, 1079 nucleotides long. The record is from the annotation of a GenBank genome assembly. Lineage: Eukaryota; Metazoa; Arthropoda; Insecta; Coleoptera; Chrysomelidae.